AUGGCACAAUACGGAAAACCUGAAUACUGGGAAGACCGUUACCAGAAAGACAAGGAACCAUUUGACUGGUACCAAAGAUACAGUGGUAUUAAGGACGUUAUCACUCAAUAUAUCUAGCCAACUUUCCAAAUCUUGAAUAUUGGAUGUGGAAAUUCAAGAUUAAGUGAGGAAAUGUAUGAAGAUGGCUACCAACACAUCACUAACAUUGACAUCUCCUUUACAGUAGUAAAGCAAAUGCAAGAGAUGUACAAGGAGAAGAUCCCAAAUCUACCUUUCAAAUAAAUGGAUGUUCGUAGUUUGUAAUACGACGAUGGAACUUUCGAUUCAGUCAUUGAUAAAGGAACUUUUGACUCAAUUCUCUGUGGUGAUGGAUCAGGUCCAAACGCAGAUUAGAUGCUUAGUGAAAUAUAUAGAGUGCUCUCACCAACUGGAGUGUAUAUCUGCAUCAGCUAUGGGCUUCCAGAUCAGAGAAUGGGAUAUUUCUAAAAACCAGAGUUUUAUUGGACUAUCUUCCAACAUAAAAUUGCCAAGCCCACCAUCUCAACUUCAGCGGUUGUAGCUCAAGAAGAUAAAAAUGAGAAGAAUUUCCACUACAUCUAUGUACUUAGAAAGCAAGUUGAACCCAAGGAUAAAUGA
This is a messenger RNA of Stylonychia lemnae, 636 nucleotides long. The record is from the annotation of a GenBank genome assembly. NCBI's taxonomy places the organism in Eukaryota, Ciliophora, Spirotrichea, Sporadotrichida, Oxytrichidae.